This is a messenger RNA of Epithele typhae, 753 nucleotides long. Its product is annotated as putative methyltransferase-domain-containing protein. The record is from RefSeq and is a predicted model, not a curated record. Gene Ontology annotation, cellular component: tRNA methyltransferase complex. NCBI's taxonomy places the organism in Eukaryota, Fungi, Basidiomycota, Agaricomycetes, Polyporales, Epitheliaceae. Gene Ontology annotation, biological process: RNA (guanine-N7)-methylation; tRNA methylation. Bases 1 to 753 code for a protein of 250 amino acids. The transcript has 4 exons. Gene Ontology annotation, molecular function: tRNA (guanine(46)-N7)-methyltransferase activity.
AUGCCCAAACGCAAGCGCGUACCGAACGUGGCCGACGCGCCCGCAGGAAGGCAGGCCCAGAACGACAAAAGGCAUUACCGCCAACGCGCGCACGCGAACCCGUUCUCCGACCAUGCGCUCAGCUACCCCGCCUCCCCUGCCCAGGUCGGCUGGGACGAGCACUACCCCGCCUUCGCCGGCUCGGGGAAAACGCCUGAGUUCGCAGACGUUGGCUGCGGCUUUGGCGGCCUUCUCAUAGCCUUGGCCCCCCUCUUCCCCAACACCCUCAUGCUCGGGAUGGAGAUUCGCGUACAAGUCUCACAAUAUGUCCACGACCGCAUCGUUGCGCUCCGCUCUACGUCCGCGCCGCCCCAGCCCGACUCCGCCGUCCCAGGGCCGUACCAAAACGUCUCCAUCGUGCGCGCCAACUCGAUGAAGUUCAUGCCCAACUACUUCCCCAAGCACUCCCUCUCCGCCCUCUUCUUCCUCUUCCCCGACCCCCACUUCAAGGCCCGCAAGCACAAGGCGCGUAUCAUCUCCCCCACCCUCCUCGCCGAGUACGCGUACAUCCUCCGGCCGGGGGGAUCGUGUACACGAUCACCGACGUCCUUUCCGCUCUUCGAGCCCGUCUCGGAGCAAGCCCUGCGCGACGAAGGAAAAGGACCGAUCGUCGACGCGGUGUACAGCAGCACGGAGGAGGGGAAGAAGGUGGAGCGCAACGAGGGCGAGAAGUGGCUUGCAUGUUUCCGCAGAAUCGAACCGAGACGCGAGUAG